Molecule: messenger RNA, 1349 nt
Organism: Annulohypoxylon maeteangense
Lineage: Eukaryota; Fungi; Ascomycota; Sordariomycetes; Xylariales; Hypoxylaceae
Product: V-snare-domain-containing protein
Exons: 2
Coding region: 417-1157 (246 amino acids)
Biological process (GO): endoplasmic reticulum to Golgi vesicle-mediated transport; vesicle fusion
Cellular component (GO): SNARE complex; late endosome membrane; Golgi apparatus
Molecular function (GO): SNAP receptor activity; SNARE binding
Source: RefSeq, a predicted model, not a curated record
GGUACCGCAUCGGAACAAUGAGAAUAUUUGUUCCGCUUUCUCCAGAUAUAAAACCUGAUUGGGCAGGUGAUGGGCGUUAUGUACCUAGGUACCCACUUGUGUACAUCUUGCAGCACUGAUGCAAGUAACAUUCAAGAUGCAAUUGGAGAAAGUGCUAUCUUGAGCUACGUGUUAGCUAGGUAACUACACAGGAUAACUACAUACAUACAUCGCAACUCCAGCACUUCGUCAUUUCUCUAUGUUUGUAUUUGUUAUCUAGCUCAUACACUGAAGUUUCAAUUCAUCUUGUCAUAAUUCAUCUAUCUAACUAUCUAAGUAUCUAAUGGUCAAAACUCAUCUUAAGAUUUAGACCUCGCUUCUAGCCCGCCAAAUCGAUCAACCGGACAUAAACCGCAUUAUACAUACCAACAGCCAAAAUGAAUACGCAAUUCAACUCGGCGCUCAAGCAGUCUACCUCUAUAAAACGGGACCUUACCAACAUCACUUCGUCACCUGAUAGCGCGCCUCCUACUCCCGCAGCGUUAGGCUCCCUCUCCGCCUCGCUGACAGCAUUCUCGCGAACGCUAGACGAAUACAACGCCCUGGCAAAGCAGGAACUCAACCCGGCUAAGCAGGAGAAGGCCUUCGAACGAAUCAAAAACUUCCGAUCUGAGCUUUCCUCGUUUCGAACGCAGUUGGACGAGCUGAAAUCGCGGCGCGAAGAUGCGCUGCAUUCGCAAAAUCGCUCGGAACUUCUUGGCCGAAGACCGUUCGCUACUGUGACGCCCGAGAACCCCUACGCGAACACGCCGCCCCAGACUUCUCCAUCGAUCCCCCCGAACCGGUACGGCAGCGGAGGAAGUCAGUUAAGCAUGGGCAGCAACGACUAUACUCGAGAAUCGCAUGCGUUGCGGGAACAGAACUUCUUCGCAAAUACUAACACGGCACUAGAUGAGUACAUCGCCAGGGGGCAGGCUGUGCUCGGGGACCUGGGAACGCAGCGGGAGAUGCUGAAGAAUACGCAGAAGAGGCUAUAUAGUGUUGCUAAUACGCUCGGCGUCAGCGGAGAUACUAUACGCAUGAUCGAGAGGAGGGCCAAACAAGACAAGUGGAUCUUCGGGGGUGGCGUGGUGGUGUUUUUUGGCUUUUGCUGGCUGUGUCUGCAUUUUCUCCGGUAGAGCUGGUCAAGUUUCGUGUUGCGCGAGACGUCGGAUUUUAGGAAUUCACAUCACUUUUAGCGAGGCGUUCAGGUGUCUUGUUAGUCGAAUACUCGAUUUACCGCUUUUUAGUAAAUGGACCCCGCCUCUUAUUCCGGCGAAUAUUCCUGUUUACCGCAGGUCUAAUAAUAUAAGAUUGCCUUAUACCAAAAA